Molecule: messenger RNA, 2291 nt
Organism: Papilio xuthus (Asian swallowtail)
Lineage: Eukaryota; Metazoa; Arthropoda; Insecta; Lepidoptera; Papilionidae
Product: serine/arginine repetitive matrix protein 1
Exons: 5
Coding region: 217-1488 (423 amino acids)
Molecular function (GO): protein binding
Source: RefSeq, a predicted model, not a curated record
UGUCGGACGAACGUAUUGCGAGUUGUCGGCGUAUUGUCGUGUACCGUGUACUUGUGUAUUGUACUUAGGGAUCGAUAUAAAUUGAGUGCAUUGUAGUGUAUUUUAUUAGUUGUUAUUUUAUAUGAUUGAACAGGAAUGAUCGUUACUUUUGAACUAAAGUUACAACGAAUCUCGUAUGUUUUGGAUUUCAACGUUACAUUGUGAUUAGUUUAAAGUAUGGGAGCGCCAGCAUGGGGGUCGCGCGGCGGCGAUCGUCCGCGGCUGCUGCGGAUGACGCCGCUACGCCACAGCUUCGCUGCGCCCGCCACGCCGCCCGCGCCGCAACCCCCGCCGCGCACGCACGACUACGCCUCUGACGCUGAUACUAAUAAGAAAGAAGAUAGUUGGAAUGCAAACCUAUCACAGAGAUGGAGAAAGCUGCGUCGGCGUUGUUCGAGGCUGCGCCCCGGUUCCGGCAAUCGCGAGCCAAGCCCCGUGCGCUGCUCUCCCUCCCCGCCGCGCCCGCCUCCGCAUUGUUCCCCCGCGCCGCCCGCUAAGCUCUCAUUUAGGCACCGUGGCAAGGUCUACACCACCGCGUCCCUUCGCGUCACCAGCGGAGCCCCGGACUUAUUGAGAGCUCUGGGUAAACUCGGAGGAGGCCUGCGUCGACGAGCACUAUCGGCCCACGACGUCCUCGCGCCACCACAACAACAGCCGGCUACAUUCUACGUGCCCAGUCCGACGACGGACCGACAAGCUUCUUCGCCAUCUCCGCCCAGGCAAUCGGCAACACUCCGACGACGAUGCAGCUCCCCUAACGUGUACAGAGCUAAUAAAGACGCGCCUCGUGAUCGAGCACCCCUUAUUCACGACGACGAAAACCGAGACGUGGUCGAUUACAGUUACGGUAUGGACCACAGGAGAAGCUGCAAAGACGUUAGAAGUAGACCGUACAGCGAGAACGUGGAGUUAGAUGUUCCAUGUCGGAACGGUUACAAUCGUCUGACAGCGAACAUGUCGGACAGGCUGUGGGAGGAGCCGUACAGGUUACCACGAGUGCAGGCGCGACAGGAGCCGAUGCAGCAACUGCGCAACGGCGUGGCCGAACUGCGGGUGAGCGCCGCACCCCGUACACCACGCACACCGCGCCCUCCCCCCGCGCCUCCUGCCGCGGUGCCUAAGCCGAACAAGCGGCCACCAGCCCCUGAGCCAAGAGACGCGCACACGUUUGAGGUGCGAUUCACAAAAUCAGCUGGCGGGAAAGGACUCGGUUUUAGCAUAGUGGGUGGUCGAGACUCGCCGCGUGGUGACAUGGGCAUAUUCGUCAAGACAAUAUUCAAUAACGGACAGGCGGCUGAAUCUGGUCUACUGCGGGAAGGAGAUGAAAUACUGUCAGUAAACGGACGAGGAACUGCAGGACUGACUCAUGGUGAAGCUAUAAGAUUGUUCAAGGAUGUACGAGCCGGUCCAGUACUCAUCAGGGUGACAAGGAGAGCGCCUGUUCGCUGACUGCCCUGCGCCUGCUGCGGUGACUCGUCACCGCUCCAGGCGCCGGAACCCUCCAGCUAUUCUACUUUAUAAAUUCCCGAUAGAUGUCGCUAACAAAUCUGACAAAUAUCUGUGUGGUUUCAAUGUUAUUCGAUAGAUGACGCUUUAAUAUAUGGACGAGCAAAACUGAAGUUGUGGUAACUUCAAAGUGGAAAAUGUGUAUGGUAUAGUAAAAACUAUUGAUAUAUAGUAACGUUGAAGUGAAAUAAGAACUAAUUGUAUCAUUUGUAUGUACUCACGGUAAUGUAUAGCAAGCUAUGUUUAAUCUUACUAUAUAUUGAAUAAAAUAUUAAUUAUCGUUGUAAGCAUUUUACAUAAAAAGAUUUUUUUUUAUUUCAAAUAAAUAUUAAAUUUGGAAUUUUAGAUCUUUUCAAAGUCGAACAAAUACAAGUACAGAUCAUUUUACUAUUGUACAUUGCACAAUAAAUAGUAUUAAGUACAUAACAUAUUAUGUACGUAAAAGGUAAGGAAUGAAUUCCCUAUUGGAAUUAUUGUAGUCGAAUAUCACAAGAUAUUACCAAAGACAAUAUAAAAAAAUCUUAUCAAAUCAAUAUUUUCUACUUAUGAAACUAUGUAAAAUAUAUUUUUAUAUUUGCGUGUAUUUUUGACAUCGUUUUAGUAUUACAAUAUGAUAACAAUUAAAAAAAAGAUCUGAAAAAUUACAGCGCCUUGCGAUUCAUUGACGAUGCUGAUAUAUAUUUGACUAUUAUUCUUAAUCAGAAUGUAAUUACCGGACUUAGUGUGCUUUAAUAAAUAAAUAAAAU